GUGCCUGACCUCUGUGCACAUCCUGGUCCGCCUCGCCUUCGCCCAAACUGCAGUACUAUAAAUCAGAUUUUUGACGUGUUACAGAACACAAGGCACAGCUGCUACAGCCUGAAGUAUUCGAAAAGUUUUGAAAUACUGCGUGUCUAACAAAAUUCAGUUUUUGUGUGAAUGAAAGUUUUAUUGAGGUGCUGUUUUUCAACCCUAAUCUUAUCACCAAGAAUGAAACUAUUUAAAAAUUAAGAUGCCAACAGAUCACGAGGAGCCCUGUGGUCCCAGUCACAGGUCAUUUUGCCUGAAUGGGGGGAUUUGUUAUGUGAUACCUACUAUUCCCAGCCCAUUUUGUAGGUGCAUUGAAAAUUACACAGGAGCACGUUGUGAAGAGGUUUUUCUCCCAAGCUCCAGCAUCCAAUCCAAAAGUAAUCUGUUUGCAGCUUUUGUGGCAUUGGCUGUUCUGGUCACCCUCACCAUCGUGGCUCUCUAUUUCCUUUGCAGGAAGGGCCACCUCCAGAGGGCCAGCUCAGUCCAGUGUGAUGUCAGCCUCGGGGAGAUGAGCAGGACCAGUGCCCAUCACGGUCAUGGAGAACACUGAAGAGAUGUCAGUGUGAACUACAGCAUGCCUUCAUCUUACAAAGGCAGAAAGUGAAAUACCAUAAGGCUGUCUAUUCUGUUCCACUGGUUCAUCCGUCUGUCUGCAAGAAUCAGAUCUGAAAUCAGCAUUAAGCCACCUCAACUGAAAAUCAAGUCAAGCACCUGACAUCUCAUGAUUUCCUGUGGGAAGAAUUUGAAAUCUUCUGUUUCCAUUAAAACUGAACCUAUGGCUGGUAUUUUCAA
Messenger RNA from Chinchilla lanigera (long-tailed chinchilla), 831 nucleotides. RefSeq names its product neuregulin 4 (gene Nrg4). NCBI's taxonomy places the organism in Eukaryota, Metazoa, Chordata, Mammalia, Rodentia, Chinchillidae. The record is from RefSeq and is a predicted model, not a curated record. The transcript has 8 exons. Gene Ontology annotation, molecular function: chemorepellent activity. The coding region runs from base 242 to 589 and encodes 115 amino acids. Gene Ontology annotation, biological process: nervous system development; intracellular signal transduction; animal organ development.